UUCUCACUGUCUCGCCUUUCUUUCUUCCCUCAACGUCCCCCAGGGGUAAUUGUGGGGUAAUUUAUGAAGUUCUGUCAGCAUGGAGCAGGCCAGUGUAUGAGACAGCCUGCUGACCAGGCCCCAUUCACCUCCAGAGAAGAAGCCGCUCCUCAUCUCCAGACCUGGUGGUAGAUGAUUCUGCCAUGGGCAUAUUCUCCAACAACAUGUUCCAGACCCACUGCAGAGAAAACAGAGCAGACAACAAGAGCAGAAUGGAUGGCAGUGGGGUUGCUAUGUCCAAUACCAGAUCUGAGCUCGGUAAGGACAAUGGGCAAGACCUGAGAUUGAAGGUCAACAGUCGGGAGAGGAAGAGGAUGCAUGAUCUGAAUCAAGCAAUGGAUGGCCUGAGAGAAGUCAUGCCCUAUGCUCAUGGACCAUCAGUACGCAAGCUUUCUAAAAUCUCCACAUUGCUGUUGGCUCGGAACUACAUUCUCAUGCUGUCCACCUCUUUGGACGAGAUGAAAAAGCUGGUGGGGGACAUUUAUGGGGGUAGUACUUCUAUCCAGAGCCGCUCUUCUGCCCUCUCUGCUCCACACAACCCACCACCUCCCACUGCACACCUCCCUCGGCAUCCUCUGGCCCAGUCUCUGCACUCUCUGGUGGGAAGCACCCCUUCAACUUUCCAGCAUCACUCAACCUCUGCUUUAGCAACCCCUAACUCCCCUCCCUCUGCCACCUUCCUUGGUUUUCAUUCUCCAGUUCAGGGACUUCUUAAGGAUCCCCAUCACCUGACCAGCACCUACAGGCACUUCCCUGGCAUGCCUUGCCCUUGCUCACUCUGUCAGCCUUUGCCCACCACUACCUCCACAUUACAUAGCAUGUCCAUGACCAAGUGAGCAGGACUCUGUAUGAACUAACCUGUUCUGUUUGGUACAAAGCAUAUACCAAACAGCUCACAUAAUGAAUUGCUUUAAUAAUGGCUGGUCCCAGAACAUGUACAUACUGGACAUAUCUUGUGUAAAUUGCUGCUAUUUCUGAAAAAUAUUUUUGUUUCUGCACUGUGUAUGAAUAUAAUAAAUCUCUGAUGUUUUUUUCCCACAAAGUAGCAAAUACAAUAAUUUAUCUAAUAUCUGUGAUACUGAAUGUUUGAAAUGUAAGUGGCUCCUAUCUAA
Notolabrus celidotus (New Zealand spotty) is the source of this 1151-nucleotide messenger RNA. It is a transcript of the gene olig4, whose product is annotated as oligodendrocyte transcription factor 4. The coding region runs from base 183 to 875 and encodes 230 amino acids. Gene Ontology annotation, molecular function: protein dimerization activity. The record is from RefSeq and is a predicted model, not a curated record. The transcript has 2 exons. NCBI's taxonomy places the organism in Eukaryota, Metazoa, Chordata, Actinopteri, Labriformes, Labridae.